AGUUGUGGAUGGGCGUAACACAACUGAAUCGAACAUCUAGUUUCUGUAUUUGGAAUUUAAAAUCGUUUCUUUUUUAAUUUAUUAUUUUUUGAAUUAGAAAAAUGUAGGGAUUUUGUGCACGCGGUUGGCAGCACUAAACCAGUAUAAAUUUGGCGGCUUCAUUGUUAUAGGUUAUGUGUCCCAAUACCCCGAAAACUCCACAAAAACCCAUAAAAAAUGUUCAAAGUCGGAAGCAUCCGUAAAGUCGAGGUGAAAAACUUCGUUACUUACAGCUACGCCGAACUCUUCCCGGGCCCCAAUUUAAACAUGAUCCUGGGCCCCAACGGCACCGGCAAGUCCACCAUGGUAGCCGCCAUCAUCCUCGGCCUCGGUGGCAACCCAAAAACCGUCGGCAGGGGCCACAAGGUGUCGGAAUACGUCAAACACGAGUGCGACGAAGCCACCAUCAACAUCUACCUCCAAGGCGAGCGCGAAUCCGACUUUAUCAAAAUAACCCGCACCCUCACGGCGCAAGAUCGCUCCGUUUGGUUUUUAAACAACCGCAAAGUGUUGGCGAAAGACGUCGUGGAUUGCGUCCGCCAAUACAACAUCCAAGUGGACAAUCUGUGCCAGUUUUUGCCGCAGGACCGGGUCCAAGAUUUCGCCAAACUCAAUCAGCAGCAGCUGCUCAAAGAGACACAAGUGGCGUUGUGCCGGAACGACUUAAUCGAGAAGCAGGAGUCGCUGAUUGGGUGCCGAGAAAAUCACAAAAACUUAACGGAGUCCAUUGAGAAGAACGGCACGAAGCUGCAGGAGAACAAAGACGCGAAUAUGCGGCUCGAGGGGAAGAUUGAGAAUUUCGGGAAAAAGAAGAAGUUUUUGGGGCGGAUUCAGGACAUUGAGAGGAAAGUGGCGUGGUUGGAGUACGACAACUACUACGAGAAAAUGUCAGAGACUAAGCAGGAUUUGGCGAAAGCGACGCAGAUUUAUGAGAAGCACAAGUCCGCUGCUAAACCCAUGGAGAAGGAAAUUCACCAAGCAAAGAAAGCUAUUAGUGAUUUGCAACACACGAAUUCUGGUGUUACCCGCUCAAUCCGCGAAAAUGAAACUUCGUCGCGGAACUACAUGGAGAAGAUUGACCAAAGCAAGGAGAAAAUUAGGGAGAUUGAGAAUGAAAUGAAUGAACGUAUCGCCGUGAUUGAGCAGCGGAAUCAGGAGAUUGACGCCAUGGCGGGGAAGAUUGAGGAGAUGAAAGUGGCCCAGAGAGAGCUCCUCAAUAAGUGCGGCAACGAUGAUGAAGUCCAACAAAAGGUCACAAAAAUGACUGGCGAAAUUAACAAAAUGAGACGCCAUGUAACGGAAUUGGAGAACCAAAGAGACGCACUUGUCUCAGCUAAACAGACUAAAGUAGCUCAAUUGAGAGCUUUUGAGAACGAAAGAAACAGACUUGAGAAUGUGAAACAGCAAAGAUUGAAUUAUUUGCAGAGAAUUGAUAAUGAUGCCUAUCAAGCUGUGUUGUGGUUAAGAAGCAACAAAAACUUGUUUAAGGAUGAAGUGUUUGAACCAAUAAUGUUAGAGGUGAAUGUCAUGGACCCAAAGAACUCAAUUUACGUAGAAAACGUCAUCCCUAUGCGGGACAGGACAGCGUUCACGUGUUGUAAUAAGGACGACAUGAACAAUUUGAUUAAGUAUCUUCGUAACGAAAAACGCUUAACAGUUAACGUGUUGUACGCCGGUGACCGAAAUUCCACACCUUUUCAUUCCGCUAUACCCAUAGAACAACUCCGCAAAUAUGGGUUGUACACUUAUUUGAACACUCUGUUUACGGCGCCGGAGCCCAUCAUGAGGUAUUUGUGCAGAACUUACAAAAUACACAACAUUCCAGUGGGCAACGCCGAAACAAAUCGCUACUACGAGAAUUUACCAAAGCAAAUUAGCGUUUUCUUUAGCGAUACCAUGAAAUAUUCCGUGAGUUAUUCACGGUAUACGAAUGCGAAAAGUACCAGGCAGAACGAGAUUCAUUCGGAUGGGGGUUUUUCGAUUUCGGUGGAUGUGUUACAUGUAGAAAGGUUGGCGACUCAGAUACAGGAAUUGCGAAGCAGUUUUACCAACUGUGAUAGCCAAACGAAGGAGUAUGAUACUCAGAUCGGCCUUAUCAACGACAAAAUCUCGAAAAUCGGCGACGAGCUCAAAUACAUCCACGGCAUCAAGCAGCAAGUCCAAGCGACCGAGAGCCGCAUCGCCGCCAUGCAGCGUCGCGUCCAAGAAAUGCGCCAAUCCGGCUCCAACGGCGACGAAAUCCGCAACCAGGCCCGCAACAAAAUAAAAAAAGUCGUCCGAGCCAUCCGCCAAAUUUCUCUCGACCUCAAGAACACCUACAAAUCGCUAUCGGUUCUGAUAGUCAAGAGCCAGCUGAACUCCAUCAAGAUCGACAGCGUGAGACGCCAAGCCGCCUAUUUGGAAAACAAGAACGAGGAAGCUAGACGGCUGAUGAAAGAGAGCGAAGCCACGAUGAGCCAGGUCAAAGAAGCGUAUGCCAAUAGUAAGGGACAAGCUAAAGCCGCGCUGCAAAAGGCCAAAGGAUUGUCGAACAAUUUCACGCCUGACGACGAAGGCUUCGACGAGUUCAGGGAGGUCCAUGAGAGUUUGCCGUCGGAGAUGGGGCCGCUGCAGGACGAGAAGCAUCGCCUGAAUGCGAAGAUAGAGUGUCUGAACACGGCGGACGACGACGAGAUGCGGGAGUACGAAGAGAGGGUUGAGAUCAUCCGCAACCUCCAAGAAACCGUCGACCGCGCCCACGUGGACCUGUCCAAGAUCACCUCCCGCAUGGACCAGCUGCGCGAGGAGUGGCUGGACCCCUUGCGGCAGCUCGUGUCCGAGAUCAACACCAACUUCGGCGCCGCUUUCGAGCGCAUGGGGUGCGCCGGCGAGGUGUCCAUCAACCCCGGCGACGACGAGCGGGACUUUUCCAACUACGGGAUCUGCAUCAAGGUGACGUAUCGGAACGGGGAGCCUCUGCAGGAGCUGAACACCGUGACCCAGAGCGGCGGCGAGAGGGCGGUGGCCACGGCGGUGUUCAUGCUGGCGCUGCAGGAGUUGACGCCGGUGCCGUUCAGGUGCGUGGAUGAGAUCAACCAGGGCAUGGACGUCAACAACGAGAAGCGGAUUCUGGACUUGCUGAUGGAGACGACGAGUCUGCCGAACACGUCGCAGUACUUUUUGAUCACCCCGAAGCUGGUGCCGAAUUUGACGUACACGAGGACCACGAUGGUGCACGUUGUGCACAAUGGGCCGUUUAUCGAGCAGGAUAGGAAGUGGGGGGUGUCGCGGUUGUGUAAUCCGCAAGGGGUAGCGAUACGUUAAGGGGGUUUGUAAAUUUUUUCAGAUUUUUGAGUACUUUUCUAAAUUUUUCAAAGUAAAAAAUGGCCAAACGGAUCCAGCAAGUUUCUGGGUCCUUAGUUUUAAUUGUUAUUGAUGUACAAAACAAAAUUUAUAUUAAAUGGAAUUAAUAAAGAUUUUUUAUAUUUAUACAA
Molecule: messenger RNA, 3512 nt
Organism: Zophobas morio
Lineage: Eukaryota; Metazoa; Arthropoda; Insecta; Coleoptera; Tenebrionidae
Product: structural maintenance of chromosomes protein 5-like
Exons: 10
Coding region: 217-3342 (1041 amino acids)
Biological process (GO): double-strand break repair via homologous recombination
Cellular component (GO): Smc5-Smc6 complex; nucleus
Molecular function (GO): ATP binding; single-stranded DNA binding; ATP hydrolysis activity
Source: RefSeq, a predicted model, not a curated record